This is a messenger RNA of Balearica regulorum gibbericeps (East African grey crowned-crane), 3802 nucleotides long. The record is from RefSeq and is a predicted model, not a curated record. Lineage: Eukaryota; Metazoa; Chordata; Aves; Gruiformes; Gruidae.
GGUUUGCCUGGAAUUCCCGGAAGCCCUGGAAGCGAUGGGAAACCUGGCCCUCCAGGUAGUCAGGGUGAAUCUGGCCGCUCUGGGCCACCUGGCCCCGCAGGCCCCCGUGGUCAGCCAGGUGUAAUGGGUUUCCCUGGUCCUAAGGGCAAUGAGGGUGCACCGGGUAAGAAUGGAGAACGAGGCCCUGGUGGACCACCUGGAACACCUGGGCCUGCUGGGAAGAAUGGUGAUGUUGGCCUCCCAGGUCCUCCUGGACCUACUGGUGCUUCUGGGGAAAGAGGAGAACCAGGACCAUCAGGUCCACCCGGCCUCCAGGGCUUGCCUGGUGGACCAGGACCAGCUGGAGAGAAUGGAAAGCCUGGAGAACCAGGGCCAAAAGGCGAUAUUGGAGGACCCGGAUUCCCAGGCCCUAAGGGUGAAAAUGGUAUCCCAGGUGAACGUGGUGCACAGGGUCCUCCAGGACCUGCUGGAGCAAGAGGUGGACCAGGUCCUGCUGGCUCAGAAGGUGCCAAGGGUCCUCCUGGACCCCCUGGUGCCCCUGGAGGCACAGGGCUGCCUGGUUUACAGGGAAUGCCAGGAGAAAGAGGAGCUUCUGGAAGUCCUGGACCAAAAGGAGAUAAGGGAGAACCCGGUGGCAAAGGUGCUGAUGGCCUUCCUGGUGCAAGAGGAGAGCGAGGUAACGUAGGUCCCAUCGGUCCUCCUGGUCCUGCUGGCCCGCCUGGAGAUAAGGGAGAGACUGGUCCAGCAGGUGCCCCAGGUCCAAUGGGUUCCCGUGGUGGUCCUGGUGAACGAGGAGAACAAGGUCUUCCUGGACCUGCUGGCUUCCCUGGAGCUCCAGGCCAAAAUGGGGAACCUGGUGGGAAAGGAGAAAGAGGCCCACCUGGUCUAAGAGGAGAGGCUGGACCCCCUGGAGCUGCAGGUCCACAAGGUGGUCCUGGUGCACCAGGUCCACCUGGUCCCCAAGGAACAAAAGGAGAACGUGGAUCUCCUGGAGGCCCUGGUGCUGCUGGUUUCCCUGGUGCUCGUGGUCUACCUGGUCCCCCUGGUAACACCGGUAGUCCAGGUCCCCCUGGUAAUGCAGGGCCUGCAGGCAAGGAUGGGCCUGCCGGACCCCCUGGUAGUGCUGGUUCUCCUGGCAGUCCAGGACCUGCUGGAACAAGAGGUGAGCCUGGAUCACCAGGCGAAAAAGGGCCACCAGGCGCACGAGGAGAAAGGGGGCUACCAGGAGAUCCAGGUCCUCAAGGCAUUGUUGGUGGCCGGGGUAACACAGGUUUGCCAGGUCUGCGUGGCCCGAGCGGUCCACCCGGUAUGGCAGGCGCCAAGGGUGAAGAUGGUAAACCAGGCAGCAACGGUGUCCCAGGAGAACGUGGUGCUCCUGGUCCACAAGGCCCUAUGGGACAAAGAGGCUUGCCUGGAGAACCUGGCAGAGAUGGUAACCCUGGCUCAGAUGGCUCACCUGGACGUGAUGGAUCCCCAGGAGGCAAAGGUGACCGUGGUGAAAGUGGCUCUCCUGGCCCUCCGGGACCUCCUGGUCACCCUGGACCUGCAGGUAACAACGGUGCACCUGGAAAAGCUGGCGAAAGAGGAUUUCAGGGUCCACCUGGCCCUCCUGGCUCUGCGGGUCCUGCUGGUGCUCGUGGUCCUGCUGGUCCUCAAGGUCCUCGUGGUGAUAAAGGUGAAACUGGUGAAAGAGGCAGCAACGGCAUAAAGGGUCAUAGAGGAUUUCCUGGUACCCCUGGUCUCCCUGGUCCUCCUGGUCCCCUGGGUCCACAAGGCGCAAUUGGAAGUCCAGGAGCUUCAGGUGCAAGGGGUCCCCCAGGCCCAGCUGGGCCGCCUGGAAAAGAUGGUACAAGUGGCUAUCCAGGUCCAAUUGGUCCUCCUGGCCCUCGCGGUAACAGAGGUGAAAGCGGCCCUGCAGGUCCACCAGGACAGCCUGGUCUUCCUGGUCCUUCUGGUCCCCCUGGUCCAUGUUGUGGUGGUGCAGCUGCCCUGGGUGCUGGUGAAAAAGGUCCAGUGGGCUACGGGUAUGAAUACCGAGAUGAGCCAAAAGAAAAUGAUAUCAAUCUAGGUGACAUCAUAUCUUCAAUGAAAUCAAUUAACAACCAGAUUGAAAACAUCAUUAGUCCUGAUGGGUCACGGAAGAAUCCAGCUCGUAACUGCAGAGAUCUAAAAUUCUGCCAUCCUGAGCUCAAGAGUGGAGAGUACUGGAUUGAUCCUAACCAAGGCUGCAAGAUGGAUGCGAUUAAAGUAUACUGUAAUAUGGAAACUGGCGAGACAUGCCUUAAUGCUAACCCCAGCACCGUGCCAAGGAAAAACUGGUGGGCCAGUGAAAGCAGUGGAAAGAAACAUGUUUGGUUUGGAGAAUCUAUGAAUGGUGGUUUCCAGUUCAGCUACGGAGAUUCUGAGCUUCCAGAGGAUGUCUCGGAAGUUCAGCUGGCCUUCCUCCGCAUCCUCUCCAGCCGUGCCUCCCAGAACAUCACCUACCACUGCAAGAACAGCAUUGGCUACAUGGAUCAAGCCAGUGGAAAUGUUAAAAAAGCUCUGAAACUGAUGAGCUCUGUGGAAAGUGAGAUCAAGGCUGAAGGGAACAGCAAAUUCACAUAUGCUGUUCUGGAAGAUGGCUGUACUACACACACUGGUGAAUGGGGUAAAACAGUCUUUGAAUACAGAACGCGCAAGACAAUGAGGUUGCCUGUGGUUGAUAUCGCACCUUUAGAUAUUGGUGGUCCUGAUCAGGAAUUUGGCGUGGACAUUGGCCCGGUCUGCUUCUUAUAAAUCAAAGAUCCUGCUCUUUCUGAAAUCCCAGCAAACAGAUUCACACUCCAACUGUGCUCCUUUGUUUUGGCCUUGUCAGCUAGUACAGGUGACCAUCUGUAUCCCAGUUAUUUAUUAACCAAAUUUCUGGGGGAAAAAAAUAAAUUUGAGAUCAAGGGUUAUUUUUUUCGCUAUACACACAGUAAAAAUGCUUGUUUGCUCUAUAUUUUUUUUUUUUUUUACCAAAUUCCAUCUUCAAAACAUGUCUCCGUGGUGCUAUAAUAAAACUUCAACACUUAAUAAAACAACACUGUGUUCUAUUAGUUGAAUGUUAGCCAAUUUACAAAGCACUGAUUGCUCCCAGUACCAAAGUUUACCCUUCUUCCUAAGAUGCAGUCCAUAAAGCUAGAAAGACCUCCCUGUUUCAACUACCUCAACACGGACAGAAACUGGGAUGUGUCUAUCAGAGUCAAACCAAAAAAUCAAUCAAAUCAAAUCAAAACACAUUGGCCUCAUUGGGUCAAUUCAGUGGAAUAAUUUGUUACAAAAUUGUGUAUUUCUGUACUGAUUAGCUACGGAAAAGUACAGUGUAUUUUAAGAGUUUAAUACCUUAAUGUCAGUAGUCACCAUAAUUCUAUUGUUGGAUUGUAUUCUGUUAUCAAAGGUGCUUCUCUACUUUCCUGUCAUUGCUGGUCAAGACCACUAAAAUUAGGGAAGUGUAAAAGACACAUAUGAUGGUGCUAAUGUAUUUUUCACUCCUAACUCUGCAAGUCAGGGUUAUUGACUUGCUUAAAAAAGUAAAGGAUUUACAGCAAUUGUAAAUGUCUCCUGUCAAACAUUGUCAUUGGCAUGUCAUAGUUGAGAACUUUCUCCCUUCAUUCUGUAAAAGUCAAUAAAGAUGCAAAAUUGUGAACUACUUCUGUUGCGUUAACACAUUUAUAGUGUUGAAGGUUAACCAUCUUUGUAAGCUUUUAUAUGGUUGUUGGUCUAUUCCUUACAGAGACACAUAAUAAAAUAUCGUAAUAAAACUCCUUGUUGUUUCAUAAAA